Symbiodinium natans is the source of this 1515-nucleotide messenger RNA. Lineage: Eukaryota; Dinophyceae; Suessiales; Symbiodiniaceae. The record is from the annotation of a GenBank genome assembly.
AUGAACCUGAUCCAACCUGCUCGAGAGAUGACGCGCCAGCAAAUGAUUGUUUCUGCUGGUGUGGGCUUUUGGGGAGGACUUUUCCCUGUGCCACCCUGCACGAUGCCGGCUACACUCUUCUGCAUCACCAUGUAUUCCGCCGGGGUGCCGCAGGUCCAGCGCUUCAGCUUGCCGAUGGCUAGCGUGGCAGUCAUAAUCAACGAGCUUUCCCUUCCUGCGGACCUUGCGAUGAUGCCUUGCUUUAUCAAGCUGGGGCAAAGCGCCUACCGAAGCCUCACUGGCCAAGAUCUUGCCCCGUGCAGCGAGGUGCUCAGAGACCUUCAGGAGAGGCCCGUGGAGACACUUCGACACUUCAGCACGUCCUUCGGGCUUGGCAUUGCUGUUUGGACGGCGAUGACACCUCUGGUGCUAGGCACACUACGGCAGCGGACAGCUUGGACGAUCACGCCCGAGAGCGAGCCUGACACGGUCGAGACGAGCCACGCAGCGCACGCGGCCGAUGAUGGCUUCUUCAAUACGGGCCUUCGUUUGCAGGCGGCAAGUCUCUGGACGGUGCGCGCUUGGCUGGCGUUGCAGCUGCUCUCGCUCGUCCUGCAAUGGCACUUUUGGCAAGAGGUGAAGUCGAAUUUGGAUUUGUUUGAUGAGACUCUGGCUGUGCACUGUGCGCCUGAUUCCUCCCAGCAUGGUGUUUGUUUUGGUCCAAUCUGGAAUAUUUCCGCCUGGCAUGAGUUCGUUCUGCACGGGAAGUUGGCCAGAGCUUGGCAUGUGGAUUUACCCCUUUCAGCUCACUUGCGAACACGUUUCGCAAGUGGCCACAGUGCCAGCAUCGACUCGAUCUCUGCCAUUGACGCAGAGAUUGCCCAGCUGCAACAGGAGACGGCCGAGCGCGUGAAGCAGCUGCGUGAGAGGCGUGCUGAGCUGGAGGUCCUUCAAGGGCUUGUGCCUUCAGGGCUCAACCACACAGUCACAGGUCGUGCCUUCAAUUCGACCUAUAUCUUUGAGUUCGAAACUCGCUCCUCACCUCCCGUUUUCCUUCUCUCGUUGAACCCCAUCGCGCGGUCACAUCGUGUGGGGGAGCUUCCGCCCACUCUGGCUCCAUCACACGAUGAAGAAGGCAACGACCAGUGGCCAUGGUCUCUGCACGUUCGAAGACUUGAGCCAGCGCAAGCAACGUCCGACUUUCAGCGGUUCGGUUCAGGCGAGAAGGUGAUCACAAUCGAGGACCAAUCAGUCGAGGCAGUUGCUGCCGUGCGCCAACACGGGCACGUCCGCUGGCAGGUGAUGGUGCAGAGCUCGGACUUAUCGGGCAAGCAGACCCGCUUCGUGGUAUUCGUCGAAGACUUCCAAGCGUCACAUCUUGAUGCUAUCUAUGCCAAUUCCCAGUGCUCAUUAACGAAAGCGUGGAAGGCCUUCAACAAGCAGCACCAAGGGCAUCAUCACUAUGCUCUGGUGUGGUGCAGGACUCUGCUUGGAAACCUUCUCCCGCUAGGCAUGCUGGCCACCUUUGCAUCUUGA